AUGGCCUCUAGCGACCCCUUGUACCUCUUCAAGGAGACUAGAGUAAGUUUUGAGGCACCAUCGAGCGCGCUCAUUGUCGAUGUCAAGCUCCCAUCGGCAUCUUCCCACUCGAGCAGCAAACGGCGAGCGAAGGGGACCGUGGAGGACGAUAAGACGUUUCGAGCCAGGAACUGCGCGACAGCCUCAGCGGUCUACCACCGAAGGUACCACACAACACCCAAGAGCUUCUUGUGGCGAGUUCUGGAGGACGACACGCUGCUCAGCAUCCGCGCCAUUGAUGUGUGCAAGAUGAAGAAGGUCUCCGACGCCAAUCUCGUUCUCAACUUUCGCUUUCCACAGCCUAUCCGGCCGUCCUGUGUCGCACUCGCCGAUCCCCAGGAUCAUGACUUCUUGAGCAUUUUUGUCAUCGACACAGAGAACCACCUAUUCACAAUUACUUUACGACCUGACAACUUCCGCAAACGCUCAGCGACCGAGAAUGCCUUCGCAGACGCGUGCAAGAUCUACAAAUCGAAUGGUCUCAGCUACAAGCUGCCUCAUCGGCUGGUUGCUGUUCACGAUGAUCUUCUCGUUGCGACGGCAUAUGAUGGUGGAAACGUAAAGUUGGAGCGGAAUAAGGGACAUGACGCGUUUCACCAUCCGUGGAAGGAAACAAUCUUCAACGUCAAAGGUUGGGGCCAGGGUCUUCGCAGUUUGAUCCAAGGUGGCCACACUAUCAAGCAUGGCGGGUUGAACAUGGAACUUACCGCUUCAACAUCGGCAAUUGCAACAGAUGUCGGCUUGACUGACGUUUCAUAUUUGUUUACCGUUUGCUUAGACCACCGUCUGCGGGUGUGGAAUCUCAAGAAUGGCCAGAUCUUAGAAGCGCGGGACCUGCUGGACGCCGAACGAAAUCCUCAAGAGACCGGAAAGUGGACGAUCGACCCAUCACAGACGAAUCUGAUCAAAAUAGUCGGCGAGACAGAAGGGAAGCGUCUUUGCGUCACAUACUCACCUAUUGGUGCGGGCGAGUUCAAAUUCUGGAGAUUGGAAGCAGAUGGCAAGGGAGUCACCAUUGAAGAUCAUUUCCCUACUGCCCAACUGAACCCAAUCCCUCCGCCUGGAUCCGAUGUGUGGACAUUGGCGGACUUUGCUGUUGCCCAAGAUUCCGUCCACGGUGCGGAACUCUGGGUCCUAUGGAAGAACAAUGUGACAUACCGAGUACAGCAUCUGUCCUUCCUCCCAGAAGAUAUCGAGGAUGCCUGGCAGGACGGCUGGUCAGGAGUCUACCCCGAUAAGGACACACAAGGUCCGCAAAUAUCGGGGCCUUGCGACCCUACUGACGUCACCGAGAAGUGGUUGCAGGUGAUCCUAUUUCCUGGGAGAUUUACCAAGGCCACACUUGAGACUGCACUGUCAAUCUAUGAGCAGAGUCUUGGGACAACACGAGAUACCUCUUCUAGGAGUAGCAAAGGCAUGGCUGAGUCAAUAUGUUCUGCGCUGACAUCAACUUCGACUCUGGAGCGGAGCGCGUCCAGGGGCAUGGACUAUGAGCAGUUCCGCGUUUCGAGCGAAAUCCAUUGGCGACGCUUCUACCGACUUCUCAACGAGUUGGACAAGCAUCGAGGCGAGGCGCUAGCCCUGGCUUAUGAGCCUGAUUCCCAUGCGCCCUGGGUAGUAUGUGCCGACAGCAUCUCAGCCAUUCGCGACUGCAGCCAACUGGAGCAGAUUUGCCACAAUCCUUCAGCAGAUAGCCCUGAAGGUCUUGAUCAUGUAUCAACGCUCAUAUCUACAGGCUUGAGCUUUGUGGACAUUUUCUCCGACAACAUGAUGCAGAUAAUCAAUUCGGUACUGCGGUCCGAAUUGUUCGAGGACUCGCCGAAAACGGAUGAUGACCGCAUCCUAUUCUUCUCAGACAAAGCUGGAUUUUGGCGGCAAGUUUCCGAUGAAGAUUGCGCACAAGUCACUGAUGCACUCGGCCCGAACUUUAAGCUGGUAACGCUGCCGCUGUAUCAGAAGACACUAGAUCUAAUGAAUGCACCUGCCGAAUCGCUCAAGGAAAGUCACUAUCCUUUGACGGAUUUUGGACGCAAGCUUGCCGUCAAGGCUCUCCAAGGAAUGGCCGAUAUACAGUGGAAUGUCUGCUUGAGCCAACUGGUUCUACUUGUCCACAUGGAAUACGAGUUCGACAAGCCUGAGGACGCUUUACACAUGAGGAUAGAUAUUGGCACGGUCUAUCGCUAUCUCAUAACUUCCCUAAAGAGACUAGAGCUUGUUAAAUGGCUAGCGAAGACUGAGAUGACGGUUCCUCUUUCUAAGGUAGACAGGUCCAACUCCACACUCGGUAGCUCGCCAGUGGCAACGAAGCGCCAAGGAGACGAGUAUCAAGUCAUAACGGCUGUUGAGGGUAUGGUCGGUCAUCUUUUGGGAGUCCCCGAGAUUGACUCUAUUCCUUCUGCGAUCACGGAUAUCGCAAUGGAUCUCUGCGCCCAGGACAGCAACGUUCAACUCCCCCCCCACUUCACCCAAUGUGCCCUCCUCGUUCAGAAUCGACCUGAUCUAGCCGCGGAGCUUGGUCCCUUUUGCGACCAAGACCCCUUCUCGACUUACAUACAAGGACGAGUCCAUCUUGCUCUCAAGGACUUCUCCACUGCCGCUGUGUACUUCAAGAAGGCAGCAUAUGGCCUUAGCAUGCCGAUGAAGCACCCGGAUAGGCAUAGCAGUGGUCUGCUUGAUGACACAGAAUGGAAUCUUUUCAAUGCGGGGAUGCCACAAUACUAUGCCCAUGUUGUGUCUCUGUUCGAGAAGCAGAAGGCUCACUCCCAUGUCGUUGAAUUUGCGCGCUUGGCACUACAGUUCGUCAACACACACACACACGAUGCAGCAUUGCUUCGCACGGAAAUCCAAAGCCGCCUAUUUAGUGCAGCCGUCAACAUCUCCCAUUUCGACCUGGCCCAUUCUACCCUGGUAGCAAUGUCGGACUACGCUUUGCAGCACUCAUCACUGCGCAUGCUCAUCCAGCGCAUGUGCGAUAAUUUGCACAACUCGGAGCUGGUGGAUCUACCGUUCCCCAAUCUUGAGAACGCAGUGGACGAGAUCUUGGCCCAGAAAUGUCAAAUAGCCACCGACGUUGUGACGGGUAUCCCCUACCACCAGAUCCUGUACGCCUGGAGAAUAAAGCGCAACGACUACCGCGGAGCUGCAGCGAUCCUCCUCGAUCGCAUACAAAAACUGCGGCAGGUCGGAGAAGCUGAUCAGCCGACCGGGGAUGACGUCCUGGACACGGCCGUCACGCGGCAGUACCUAAUGCUGAUCAAUGUGCUGAGCUGCGUCGAGACCAAGCAAGCCUGGAUCGCGACGGAACAAUCCGACGCGAACGGUAUCAGCAAGAGGAAGGUGGUCACACUCGCGGACUUGCGGAGGGAGUACCAGGCCGAGUUGGACCGCAUUGCAGCAAUCCAGAACAACCAGUUUGGAUUCUCAGCGGAGGACGAGAUGGACAUGGUCAUUUGA
Molecule: messenger RNA, 3492 nt
Organism: Pseudomassariella vexata
Lineage: Eukaryota; Fungi; Ascomycota; Sordariomycetes; Amphisphaeriales; Pseudomassariaceae
Product: nucleoporin Nup120/160-domain-containing protein
Exons: 3
Coding region: 1-3492 (1163 amino acids)
Cellular component (GO): nuclear pore
Molecular function (GO): structural constituent of nuclear pore
Source: RefSeq, a predicted model, not a curated record